Messenger RNA from Didymosphaeria variabile, 1374 nucleotides. RefSeq lists its product as uncharacterized. The coding region runs from base 1 to 1374 and encodes 457 amino acids. NCBI's taxonomy places the organism in Eukaryota, Fungi, Ascomycota, Dothideomycetes, Pleosporales, Didymosphaeriaceae. The transcript is spliced from 3 exons. The record is from RefSeq and is a predicted model, not a curated record.
AUGAUUGGUCUUGCGGGUCUUCUAGCCACCGUGCUUCUUGCACCAGUUGUCUCUGCUGCGCCUGCGGUUAGUGCUCUCACGGGGACCUGCAACGCAGUGGCAGUGGCUCCUUGUGUCACGAAGCUCCGCGCGUACACUUCUGGAAGUGCUUUCUGUACCUCCUGGUUGAGCAUCUCGACGCAGACUUCGACAGCUUCGACGACUUCCGUGACGACGAAUACUGCAACGGAAACUGUAACUUCGACCACUGCCACGACUACUGUCCCUGCAGCGGAAACAGUAACAGUGCUCGGCCAUGGCGUCAGUGUUAUUGGGCACGCUGUAUCAGAAACCGUCAUUGCCCAUGCCACAACCGAGUGGGCACCCACUCCAACAGUAAUCGCUCACGUCUCGUUCACCACCAUAACAACCACACUGACCUCAACCGUCUGUGGCAACGCUAAGCGAGCCGCCGCGACCAUUCCAUACGUGCUGCAAAGCUUCAAGUCUUCCAUCAUCUCCUCAGCGUGCAGCUGCAUGCCGCUAACAACGCCUGUAACGACUGUGACGACGACCGCGUCUUCCACUGCCCUGACCACUUCUACCGAAACCCAGAAUGUACUGGCAACUGAAACGACUACUGAUACCGUAACGUCGACGUGGUUUACGACCUCGAUUCCCACGCUUACAACUAUUGUAACGCCGACAACGACGCUCACGCCUGCUGCUGUAACCUCAACCCCGGUGUCUACCGCCACCCAGACGGAAACAAAGACUGUUCACGUCGGCCAAGCCGCUGUGCAAUUGACUCGUCCCACUGCCAUCGUAACGGCCGCUUCGGGGAGUUACGACGAUAACACAGGCCUUAGGAUCAACAACAUUCCAUUCGAUGUCGGCCUCUACGGCGUAACCAGUCGCACACUGAUAAUCGGCAUCAACGGCUGGGUAUCCCCCGGCACCACCGACUCUGGAACCUACGUGAACCAGCCAUUGCCGAACCGUGCCGCAGGCGACCCCUCGUGGGUUGCCUACUGGGCCGAUCUCUUCGUCACGCAAGGCACGACGCAAGGCAUUUACUACCAGAUUGACGGUGACGAGGGUCACCGCACCCUUUCGAUCGAGUACUUCAUGUCCUUCUUUGGCGCUUCGUCUGCUUAUACCCAUUUCAUGAUCACCCUCUUCGAAGAUGAAGUCGGGCGUGUGGUCUUCAGCUACUUCCAAACGACGAGCCAGAAGGCCUCGACUAAUACGGCUUACGGCACGAUCGGCGUGCAGAGACCGGCGACGGGCCAGUACAAUCAGUACUCGUACAAUGUGCAGCCUCAGGAGGGGUUGACGAUUGAAUGGAGGCCUUCGACUAACCAGUGGAACCAGGUCAGUUCGGGGUCGUGUUAG